AUGAAAUUACUGGCAGUGAUUCCGGGAAUUCCGGAAUUGUGUUGCAAGGGAUUUAAAUCUUCAUCAAAUACAACCCAUCCAAAACAAACUGAUAGUGAUAAUGAUGAUGAUGAUGAUGAAGCAAUAAGUGUUGAUGAUAAUGAAGAAGUACAUGACGAUGAUUAUGAUAGUGAUAUUUCUGAUCAACACAAUUUUCCAAAGGAUGAUAGUACUUCCUAUAUACUAUCUGAUGAAAAUACAUCGGAUAGUAGUGAUGAUAAUGAAGUUGAAGAUGACGAUGAAGCUUUAUUGCCACUAAAUGGUAGCAAACAACGUCGAAAUAAUGAAGAAACAAUGAUUGGUAUUACUGCUAAUCCUAGUGAUUUAUCAUCAAUCGUUUACAAUUUAUUACAACGUGUUAGAAAAUUAAUUAAAUUUAUUCGAAAAUCAAGUGUGCUUGAUCGUUAUAUAUUCGAAUUUCGAAAUCAAAUACGAUUGAAAAGUAUAGAAAUCAUUCGAUCUGCACAUGAACAAAGCGUUAAAUCAGUUAAACUAAACAAUGCUGUUUUGGAAUUCCGUAUUCGAUGGAAUACGACUUAUAUCAUGAUAUCACGGUUCAUUGCAUUAAGUUCUAUUAUUACUGAUAUCACAUUAUUAUCUAGUAUUGAAAUUGGAUCAAAAUAUCCAACCCUGUCUAUUGCUAAUUUAGUUUCACCAGGAUUGAAAAUUUUUUUAACAACUAUCAAAGAUGAUCAACCAUUAGAAAAUCCAUUGCAACAGUUGUUACUAGCUAAAUUUAGCUACUAUUUUGAACAAGAAAUUAGUUGGGAACAAAAGCGUGCAACUUUAAUUGCAGCUUUCUUAGAUCCAACAUCGUAUCGAUAUUUAACUGAUGAAAAUAUUAGUGAAGCUGAAAGAACACUUUUAUCAGAAUUUGAUGUUACCCAAUCAUUUGAUCGGUUACAAAUUGAUACUUCAGUAACAACAACCCUGUCAAUAUCAACAUCAACACCAUUAGGACACCAACGUAUUCAAAAUAGAACAACACGUCAAGAAAAAUCUACUUUGGAUGAAUUUUUCGCAUGUGCGAAAUGCUUUCAACAUCCAAUGUAA
This is a messenger RNA of Rotaria socialis, 1092 nucleotides long. NCBI's taxonomy places the organism in Eukaryota, Metazoa, Rotifera, Eurotatoria, Philodinida, Philodinidae. The record is from the annotation of a GenBank genome assembly.